Messenger RNA from Copidosoma floridanum, 2827 nucleotides. It is a transcript of the gene frj, whose product is annotated as membrane bound O-acyltransferase domain containing farjavit. The record is from RefSeq and is a predicted model, not a curated record. Lineage: Eukaryota; Metazoa; Arthropoda; Insecta; Hymenoptera; Encyrtidae. Gene Ontology annotation, cellular component: mitochondria-associated endoplasmic reticulum membrane contact site; membrane. Gene Ontology annotation, molecular function: lysophospholipid acyltransferase activity. Gene Ontology annotation, biological process: phosphatidylinositol biosynthetic process; lipid modification.
UGUCAGUGUCAGUAUACCAUGGUAUACUAGGAGUCCGAGGCACCGAGGUUGGGGUGAGAGCUGAGCUCUGCCGAGCAGGUGACCCAUUCGCGGCGGGCUUUUAUACACGUAUACGUGUUCUAGACGAUGGUGAUGGUGGUGCGAAUUUUUCAGCAACUGUGAUUACGCGAGUUGUGGUAGCUUGGUGGUGUUGGCUGGUGUAAAACCCCAAGGCACAAAAAAAACAAAAACAAAACAACGAGCAACAAGAAAAUGCUGCUGGACGACGUGAUCUACGUGUGCCUGUUGUUGCUGUGCAUCGGCUUCGGCAAGUUCUACCGGUCGAUCGAGUGCCCGCGUCAACGCCAAUGGCUCGGCACGGCUUUCGGCUUCGGUCUCGUGGCCUGCGUCUCCGGCACUCACAUAGCCCAUCCCCUCGUCUGCACCCUCGUCAACGGCCUCAUCAUAACUCGCCUCUCGCCCAAGGUGUGCCACCUGUACAGCUUUUUCUUCUCGUUCUUCUACCUCCUGGUCGUUUUCCGGCUGUCGGAAUGGAUCGGCCUGCCGCGACCCCCGGGCCACGCCAACCUCAUCCAGAUGAUGCUCACCCUCAAGCUCGCAGGUCUGGCGUUCGAGGUCAACUCGGCUGCCCACCCACCCGAGGACGACCUCCAAGGAGCUAGCUCCGCUGCCCUCGCCAAGAUCGGCUUCAUGGACGUCUUCCACUACGCCUUCAGCUACGUCGGUGUGCUCACGGGACCUUACUAUCGUUACCGGACCUACUGGGACUCGCUGCAUCGGCCCUUCGCGGCCAAGGCCGACCACUGGGCUCACACCCAGAACAAGCUCAUACAGAUCAGCUGCUUCACCGUCAUCUUUCUCCUCUCAAAUUACUUUUUCCCCGCCAAGUACGCGCUGACGGACGAGUUCGCGGAGAGAUCGCUGCUGUAUCGGAUCUGGUACAUCUAUCCGACCUUCGUCACCUUCCGCAUGCGGAUGUAUAUCGGUAUGAUGAUGUCCGAGUGCGUCUGCCAGAUGGCCGGCUUGGGAGCUUACCCCGUCAGCUGCGAGCCGGCGUCCGGACUCGGUCCCAAGGACUACAGAAAAACCGUGGCUCUUUCAAACGAGCCAAACUCGAUCAAGCCGGAGGACUUGGACUUUGAGACGGUGCACAACAUGAACGUGUGGGCGGUCGAGAAGUGCUUCCUCGUGCGCGAAGCCAUGAAACGGUGGAACACCUGCGUCCAGUACUGGAUGGCCGUCUGCGUGUACAAGCGCUUUCCCCACAGGGGCUUGAGGACCAUGGCCACCCUGACCCUGUCGGCCCUCUGGCACGGCUACGCGCCCGGCUAUUACCUCUGCAUCUGCCAGAUCACCCUCUACCUGCCCAUGGAGGACAUCUGGGUCAAGUUUUACAAAGCCAGUCCCGAGGGCAGUCCGACAAAAACGGCCCUGCACUGUCUGCUGUGGUUCUCACGUAUGUCUUGCAUGUCCUACCUCGGACUGUCCUUCCAACUGCUGGAGCUCAACGAGACGCUCACCUUCUACAGGAGAGUCUACUUUUUGGGGCAUUUGGCAGUGCUCGCACUCUAUGUGAUAGGACGACUAGUCCGGCCUUACGUAUCUCUCGCAGAUAGCCAUCAGCAGAAAAAAAUCGUCGCCGACGUUAAGAAGCACAGUUAGAAAUUAGACAUUCACACACACAGAGAUAUUUACUUACUUGCGUGUACGUACGUGACGGCUCUAUGAUCGGUAGUACGGUAGAUAUAAUAACGACGCGUCCUCCUUUUCAUCUCCCAAAACAACCGGACCUGUGACAUUUUUUUCUUCCUUAUCAGCAUCUUGUAUAGAGGUAGGUACUUAUUUUCGAGCAUUUUUCAGGGUUACUUACAUACAAGGUCAUUUAGCCGGAGGUUAAAUACUUUUGCGCACCGUGUCAUCAAAGUAACAGUCCUAGUCCAAAAUAUACCCGUUGUGUAUGUAUAUUAUAUACGAGCAAGGAGCUUGUUGUAAUUCUGUCGUGGGCUGUUUUACGCGAUACUCGAGGGUGUAAGUAUUUAUUCAACGCUCGACUAUUCCAAUUUGAUCUGAUUCUUUGUAAAUAGUCAAGAUUUUAAUUUACCCAAUUUUGAGGUAUGUCAAUGCUUUUGUGCGAUUCGAUACGAUGUUUCAGUAUUUUUAUUUGUCGAUCUAUUGUAAAAUUAUGUUUGAUUUCAUUGAGAGUUAAUGAAAACGGACUUGGGCUGUUCUUUUAACCAAUGAUGAUGCAUCAGCAUUUAGAAACUCUUGGCGGUAGACGAUAUCCUUUUUCCUUUUGUUUUUGCAAUAUUUGUAAAUACACACAUUAACAUAUGUAAUGCAAAAGAAUCGUGUGAGUUGUGUCACACUUGUUCAAAGUAAAAAAAGCCAAUACUUACAAAAAGGUUUAAUUAUGCGUUGUUUGGCUUGAAUUGACAAAAAUAAUUAUUUAUACUGCGUGUAAUUUGAAAAUCAAUACUUGUAAAAAUUUUAUGUUUCUCAUAAGGACAAUUCAUUUCUGUUGAUCGCGCUAUGAAAAUUCAAUAUUUGAUUUUUGCGAUUAUUCUUAUGACGAAAUAAAAAUCUACAUUAUCUAAAUAAUCUAUUUAUGUACAUAUUAAGAAUAAGUUACGUAAAAUUGAAGAAAGCAAAAAUAAAAAUAAUCACUUACUCUACUUUCAAAAUGAUGUUUCACCAACAAGUCAAUAAUAUUAAAUUAAGACUGUUUUCUAUAACAUAUUUCUACUUUGGAUUUACGUUUGAAUAAAUCUUAUUUUAAUUCUAUAUUUUACUUAAAAUAAUUUUUUAAUAUAAAUUUUAAUCGCGGAAC